CAUGUACGUUGUCGCGUUUACUAGAGCGUACGCAAUGGUAUCGGCUUAGUGAAUCCUAUUAUAACCAACGCUUGGGUGUUAUUCUAUUACACCUGCAAAGGGUCAGCGUCGUGUAAAUAAUAAUGAAAAAACAGUAUUCAUUAACCCUCAGUGUCCGUUGUAUGUUAUGUAACCCAAUAUAAACCAUAAGUUAUGAGCGUUGAUUAGUAUUUGAACGAGUCAAAACAUAUUUCGCCAUUCAAAAUGAUAUGGCGAGUCUAAUGACGAAUUUAUUUUUUCUGUACGGAAUUUAUGUUCUUACUAUCGGACAAACUGCAUUGAGUUCACAGAAUUUUUUUCGGCACUGUUACGCGCGGCGUCACAAGCGUUCGGCCGGCCCGACGUACAGGUACCGGCCACACGUAUCCGAUUGCACGUCGUCGUCCUCUACCGUUUCUGUCAUGGACGACGGCUGCGAAGUACCACGACGACCACUGCCAGCUCCACCGCAGCCGGCCUUGCCGGCAACCGAAAUAUUGAAGCCAUCAUCAGCACCGCGAUCGACCACUGUACGAUCGGAACCACCAUCGACCACCGAAUUAUCGAAGCGGCCACCAACACCGUCGACCACUGAAGUAUCGAGAAAAUUACUGUUGCCACCACCGCUCUCCCGCCAAGGGCUUUACAAACACUUGUUACUGGUCACCGGGCAGGUGCACCACGAGUACAUCGGCGAGUGUUCGAUCGCGGCACAAGUGCGCGACCUUCAAGACCUCGGCUCAAUGUUGCCCGUUACCAGUGCCGGUGAUUUCGUGCUGGUCCAAGUGGGCACAGGCUGGCGUCUCAACAUCCGGCUGCUGGACGUGUUGGUCGACCGGCUGGGAAACGUAUCCGUGUACGUGGACAAGAAAUACUACAGCAAAACGAUGACCAAACACUGCCGGAACAUCGGCCCCCGGUGCAAGUUACUCGUCAGUCUUGUGCCCGUGCUCGAGCAGCUCGAAUCUGGUGCUGUAGCACAGUCCACAUCGGAAGCCGAUGACGGUUUCCGCAUGUAUGACCCCGACUGGAUUCCAGUGCCCGCGUUGCCACCCCUGCCUCGCAACUUCACUGGCAACACUGAGAAGCAAAUCGAAUAUUUGACGUGGCGGCUGUGCGUCCGGGACAGACGUCGUAAUUUCUACUACAAAAUCGAUAAAGAUUCACCGCUAUCCACCCUGAGUGAUCAGAGUGACAUUACCGAGAGCGAAAAUGUCGUUUUUGAGACUAGCUUGUCGCUCACGGAUAUAUUACCGAUCAAUCCGAAGAAUUAUGACAAAAACCGCGCGCCCAAAGUUCAAGGGCAACCAACUAUUGUUUACUUUCAUGUGACAGUGCUGUCUUUAGAUUCAAUCAAUGAAGAAUCGAUGACAUACGUGGCAGACAUAUUUUUGGCGCAAAGUUGGCGUGACCAGAGACUUCGACUUCCAGAAAAUAUGAGUGAAGAUUAUCGUAUACUUGAUGUCGAAUGGUUACACGAAAUAUGGAGACCAGAUUGUUUUUUCAAAAACGCAAAAAAAGUCACGUUUCACGAAAUGAGUAUACCCAAUCAUUACCUAUGGUUAUACCACGACAAGACUUUAUUAUACAUGUCCAAAUUGACGCUGGUAUUAUCGUGUGCAAUGAAAUUUGAAUCAUAUCCACAUGACACACAAAUAUGUUCCAUGAUGAUCGAAAGCUUAUCUCACACAACUCACGAUUUGGUUUUUAUAUGGAAUAUGACAGAUCCAUUAGUGGUGAAUCCAGAAAUUGAAUUACCUCAACUCGAUAUAUCAAAUAAUUUUACUACUGACUGCACAAUAGAAUAUUCAACAGGAAAUUUCACCUGUUUGGCCGUGGUGUUCAAUUUGCGACGACGUUUAGGGUACCAUUUGUUCCAUACAUACAUUCCUUCAGCACUAAUUGUAGUCAUGUCAUGGAUUUCGUUUUGGAUAAAACCUGAAGCUAUCCCGGCUAGAGUAACGUUGGGCGUGACUUCGUUACUGACGCUCGCUACGCAAAACACUCAGUCACAGCAGUCCCUCCCACCGGUCUCUUAUGUUAAGGCUAUUGACAUAUGGAUGUCAUCGUGUUCAAUUUUUGUUUUUUUGUCCCUGAUGGAAUUUGCCGUGGUCAAUAACUAUAUGGGACCAGUAGCGACUAAAGUGAUGAAAGGAUAUUCAGAAGAAGAUAUUAGAGGAGGAGACGAAUUCAAGGAAUUGGACCCUAAAAACCGAAGUCCUAUCAGAAGUAUGGCUACUGUAGCCACCGUGCCACAGUAUCCGACUUUCUGCAAUGGUCGCGCAAUUGCAUUGUACAUAGACAAGUUUUCCAGGUUCUUUUUUCCGUUUUCAUUUUUCCUACUUAACGUCGCCUACUGGACUUCGUUUUUAUAAGUAACUGCUAUCUAAGUAUUUUUCUGUACAUACCCACAGACUUGCACUAUAUGACGUCAGUUUCACAUUGCUGCUAUAAUGACAAUGCACUAAACAUUAUUCUGAUAUGAGUAAUAGAAAAUAAAAUGUAGGUACACUACUUGUAUUGUUUAUUAGUUGAUAAGACAUGUCAUAUAUUAAGAUAAUAUAAUGACAAAAAAAAUAUCAAAUAUAUGUUAGUAUUUAUAUGUGUAUAAGGUUUAUAAGUUAAAUACUAGACAGUUAUUGAUAAUUUAUGUAUAAGCCAAUAAAUGAUCUACACUUAAAAAAAUGUGAG
Molecule: messenger RNA, 2709 nt
Organism: Sipha flava (yellow sugarcane aphid)
Lineage: Eukaryota; Metazoa; Arthropoda; Insecta; Hemiptera; Aphididae
Gene: HisCl1
Product: glycine receptor subunit alpha-4
Exons: 11
Coding region: 249-2393 (714 amino acids)
Biological process (GO): signal transduction; chloride transmembrane transport; chemical synaptic transmission
Cellular component (GO): neuron projection; membrane; synapse
Molecular function (GO): transmembrane signaling receptor activity; extracellular ligand-gated monoatomic ion channel activity; neurotransmitter receptor activity
Source: RefSeq, a predicted model, not a curated record